This is a messenger RNA of Gilbertella persicaria, 474 nucleotides long. RefSeq lists its product as uncharacterized. The coding region runs from base 1 to 474 and encodes 157 amino acids. Lineage: Eukaryota; Fungi; Mucoromycota; Mucoromycetes; Mucorales; Choanephoraceae. The record is from RefSeq and is a predicted model, not a curated record. The transcript has a single exon.
AUGAACCAUUACAAUCAUUAUCUUGUCAAAUAUACUCAACUCAAUCUAUGUGAAAAUGACUACCUACGCACAGUAUGGUCGUCUAUACUUGAAUUCCUUUUCCCGCCGAAAGAAAAAGUUCGGAUUAUUAUUGGUGAAUCUGAAAAUAAGCAUACUACAAAAGAAAAGGCAUAUCUCUAUAGAAAUUCAAGCAAUAUUCAUGGAUUCAAGAUUAAUAUAAGACUUGUGGUUGAUAUUGGUGGAGAUGAGGCUGAUCUAGUCGUCAGUGAAUGUGCCAAGAAUGAUGAAGAUAACAAAAUAAUACAAGACGAAGAAAAGCUAUUAAGAAAAAGCAAAGAUGCUCUUGAUGGUAUGAUACAGAAUGUCUCAGGAUCCGAUUGUUGUCUUGCAGCUUAUUUCACGCAAUUCAAUGGGACUUCUUGUGCUUUGUCUACAACACACUUGGCUGCUAAUGGACUCUAUGUAUCAACAUAG